Zea mays is the source of this 3842-nucleotide messenger RNA. Its product is annotated as formin-like protein 18. The transcript has 6 exons. The coding region runs from base 554 to 3565 and encodes 1003 amino acids. Gene Ontology annotation, biological process: actin nucleation; actin cytoskeleton organization. Gene Ontology annotation, molecular function: actin filament binding. Lineage: Eukaryota; Viridiplantae; Streptophyta; Magnoliopsida; Poales; Poaceae. The record is from RefSeq and is a predicted model, not a curated record.
UUAAACGUGCAAUUUUGUCUUGUGAAAAUGGUGGCUGCUCCUGGCAGCGAGGGCAGCCUCUCGUUGCAUCUCUCUCGUUUGACUGGAACCACUUGAGUACGCAUUCGCUACCCCAAAAAUAGAAGCAAGGUUGGAAGCGGAGGAUCAAGACAACAACAAUGGCAAAGAAAUUACUCUUUUUUGCUUUCCCAUCCCUGUCCUGUAUCAUGCUCCUGCCGGGGCUCCUAGAUCGGUGGCAACCCAAUUAUUAUUUCCCGGGUAAAUUGGUUCGCGGCCGUCAAGAAUCGCAGAGGCAUCCGGAUCCAACCACAAGGACCAAUCUUGUUUGCCAGAACUGUAUCACAUUCCAAUUUUAGGGCAACAUUUGGGUCUAAGAAACAUUAAUUAAUUAAGGUCGAACACGAGGUGAGAAGUACCUUCAGGGGAGGAAUCUAUUAGUCUCUGUGCAUCCUUGAGGCAGCUGUGGUUAUCCCUAUUGGAUGAGGUACCAAUGGCCGGUUAAUUUGGUCAUCCAUUGAGCUGUGCAUGCAAGCAAAUACCAUAGGAUUACAAGAUGAGAUGGCCGAGAAGCAAAUUCAGAUGGCUCUUCAGCGCAUGCCUCAUUUGUCUGCUGCUGCAGCUGGCUGGUGCGAUCAGGACUAGCUUGUUCUGGCCACCAGCUUGCCAGCUGCCGUCUCCUGCAAUCCCAAGCGGGGAUGAAUCGGUGGAACAACUGUGGCACAGUUGUGCUCUGGACUUGAAAAUUCCUCAAGAUGUUAGAAACAGGUCCCAUUACAGCCUUCUGUUCAACACCAUCAGCAAUUCGUAUAGAGAAAAUGAUAAUAAGUUCUAUCCUCAAAAGAUUGGCAUUGAGGAAGCAAUCACCGCAACCUUAUCACCUGCAAAAGAUGCCAACACUUUUCUGGACUGCUUAAAGAAGCAUAAUUUCCCUUUCUCUGAUCAUGGACUGCAGAAGCAGCGGGAGGAAACCAGAAGCUUACUUCCCAACUCUAACAGCAUCAGUAACCUUCCUUUUGUAAUGAAAAGAAGACGUCUACAUGAAGAAGAUUCAACCAUUGCUCCAACCCGACCUAAAGCAAAAGAGGCAAUAAGAAGCGUUUUGUCUUCUGAAGGAGAGGCUCACCUGCUAGUUGCUACUGUGAAAAAGUCUGGUAAACCAGAGCCCAAACACAAGAGCAAGGACAACAGUGGCACUAUUAUUGCUGCUUUGUCAGUGGCUUGUGUAGCAUUGGUGGCUCUUAUAUGUCUGUGCUACUGUGCUUGUCGUGGAAGCGAAGACCCAGAAUCAUCAUAUGAUGGCAAUCCACUGCUGAGUCUGAAUAUGAGUGAUUUAUCAGGUGCUACAAAAGAAAACAAAGCUGCUUUUGUGUUUUUUUUUCUAGCUCAUCCAAUUUCUCUCUUGCAUGGAUGCUUUCGCACACACAAAAAAAAUAGACAGAGAGGAAUUCUUACUCAGCUUAUUUACCUGUCAAUUCAUGCCCUGUUCAUUAAUGCAACAGGUUCUUCGCGUAAAUCAUGCUCUACCCCAAUUGAUGUCAACAGGUUGGGGGCAUUAUCAACCAGUUCAUCAGAGAGCCAGCGUAAAGAAUUUAAAUUACCUCCUGUACCGGCAGCAGUUAGAGAAAUGUCAAUGAAGUCGGAGUUUGAGCGACGCAGCAAUGUGCAGGCGAUGAAGUUAAGCUCUCAUGAAAUAACCACCAUUGCUGGACGUCCGUCAGCCUCUACUAAUUCUGAGGAAGUGAAAGCUGCAGUUCCUUCUAGUAAUGCCACUGGCAACAUAUGUAAACCUGCAGCUGGUCCAGCACCACCACCACCGCCACCACCUCUAGGUCAUCCUCUCCCAAAGGCUCCUCAUGCACCACUUGCACCAGCACCAGCACCACCAGUACCACCUCCUCCAAAGAUGCCUACAGCUGCUAGUUCGAGCAAUCCACCCCCACCAGGACCCCCAACGCCUCCUGCUCCUAGGCCUGCAGCCGGACCCGGACCUCCACCACCGCCAAGUAGAGCUGGACCCGGACCCGGACCUCCACCCCCACCAAGUAGAGGUGGAGCUGGACCUCCACCACCAGCAAUGCCUGGUGGUCCAAAAGCGCGUGGUCCGCCACCGUUGAAGAAAGCAGGGAAUGUUGCAGGUCCUCCUGUGGCAGACAAUAAAACAAAGCUGAAGCCAUUCUUCUGGGAUAAAGUUACUGCAAAUCCGGAUCAAGCAAUGGUGUGGGAUCAAAUUAAAGCAGGAUCCUUCCAGUUUAAUGAGGAGAUGAUCGAGAGCCUUUUUGGUUGUCAUGCUACUGACAAGAAAAAUGCUGACGGCAAAAAGGAUUUAGCAGCAAAGGAUACCCCUCAAUUUGUUAGGAUACUCGAUGCUAAAAAGGCACAGAACUUAGCGAUAUCACUGAAGGCACUGAGUGUUUCAGCUGACGAAGUACGUAAUGCAGUUAUGGAAGGGCAUGAACUCCCUAUUGAUCUGAUACAAACCUUGAUAAGGUGGACUCCAAGCAGCGACGAGGAGCUAAGGCUUCGGCUAUACACCGGGGAGCUCACUCAACUUGGUCCUGCAGAGCAAUUCUUGAGGACCAUCAUUGACAUACCUUACCUCUAUCAGCGCCUGGAUGUGUUGCUUUUCAUGUCCAGUUUGCCGGAAGAAGCUGCAAAUGCAGAACAAUCAUUUAAAACCCUGGAGGUGGCCUGCCAUGAGCUUCGGAACAGCCGUCUAUUCAAGAAGCUGCUAGAGGCUGUACUCAAGACUGGGAACCGGAUGAACGAUGGCACCUUUCGAGGUGGGGCCCAGGCGUUCAAGCUGGACACCCUCCUGAAGCUCUCAGACGUGAAGGGGGUCGACGGCAAGACGACGCUGCUUCACUUUGUUGUCCAGGAGAUCAUUCGGUCAGAGGGCGUGCGUGCGGUUCGGGCCGCCAAAGAGCAGAGCAACAGCAGCAUAUCCAGCGUGACUUCUGACGAUCUCACCGAGGAUGUCAGCGACGACACGGAGCACUACAAGCAGCUAGGCCUGGGCGUCGUUUCCAGCCUGGGAGACGACCUCCAGAACGUGCGGAAGGCGGCAAUCCUGGACGCCGAUGCGCUGACCAUCUCGGUGGCGAGCCUGGGGCACAAGCUGGUGAAGGCGAACGAGUUCUUGAACACGGGCAUGAAGAGCUUAGACGAGGACAGUGGGUUCCAUCGCAAGCUUGGCGAGUUCAUCGAGCAGUCCCAGGUGCGCGUGACCCAGCUUCUGGAGGAGGAAAAGAAGCUACGGGCGCUGGUACGCACAACUGUAGACUACUUCCAUGGGAGCACGGGGAAAGAUGAGGGCCUGCGGCUGUUCGUCGUUGUCCGCGACUUCCUGGGGAUCCUGGACAAGGUGUGCAGAGAGGUGAAAGAGGCGGCUGCCAAGGCUGCUGCUAAUAACAAGAAACCAUCUGCGGCAGGAUCAGGAUCGAAGGGAAGGCAACCGUCGCAGUCUUCUUCGUCGUUCCGUGAUCCUCGGCAGCAGCUGGUGCCCGCAAUUAAAGAUCGGAGGAGUGCAGCGGCACGCAGCUCUAGUUCCUCUUCUGAUUCUGACUGACAGCAAAGAAUUUGUGCUGGCCACACACCAGACUGAUUUAAUGGUGGUGGGUAUGCAGGUAGAAGAGAUAGUAGUGGCUUGACUCGCUUACAGCAGAAUGAAAAGAAUUAGGAAACACUGCGCCCUGAUAGAUUGAUUUAGUACGCGCGUGAUCUCACGCUCUCAGCUUUCGCCUCCGUAAAUAUUAUUAUUUUAUACAAAAUGUACAUCCUAGAUAUAUGUACAAAGAUCGUUCAAGGCUUAAUGAAUAAAUAUUAUUUUAUACAAAUACCUUACU